Messenger RNA from Hyalella azteca, 852 nucleotides. Its product is annotated as transcriptional repressor CTCF-like. The record is from RefSeq and is a predicted model, not a curated record. Lineage: Eukaryota; Metazoa; Arthropoda; Malacostraca; Amphipoda; Hyalellidae. The transcript has 3 exons. Gene Ontology annotation, molecular function: RNA polymerase II transcription regulatory region sequence-specific DNA binding; DNA-binding transcription factor activity, RNA polymerase II-specific. Gene Ontology annotation, cellular component: nucleus. The annotation marks the transcript as partial. Gene Ontology annotation, biological process: regulation of transcription by RNA polymerase II.
AUGAAAGAGUGCCGUGUGGUGAUGCACAAGCUCUCUGAUGCUGCUGUCAAGAGGGGCUGGCAUGCUGAGCUGAACCUCAUCCAAACACCUGAGGCCCAGCAAGCGCCGAGUCCAUCGUCCUGCGUGGCUGGCAAGAUGGAAGCGCAAGUCGAGACUUCUGAUGCACAAGCAGCCCGCCAACUCCUCUCGCUCGCCCCUGCCGUGCCUGAUAUGGAGGGCAAGAAAAAAGAGCAGCCUGCAUCCGAGAUCGAUUCUGUAUACCAUGCUGGCAGCGUCAGCGCUUCUGCAGCAUCGUGCUCCCAGGAACACAGCAACAGGCUUACGUAUUCCCAGCGUAGAUUUACUGAUGCCGUAGUUACAACCCAACUGAAACAACCCCUACCUAUUGAGCAGUCGACCUCAAAUACACACUCAUGCUUGGACUGUGAAUUUCGUUGCAGUUCUGAACAGCAACUCCAGCGACACAUUCGUGCAGAACAUUCAAAAGAAGGAAACUUCAGAUGCUCUAAAUGUGAAUAUAUGUGUUCCAGUAAACGAUACCUCAAAUGCCAUAUUCUUAACAGGCAUACAUCGGAGAUGCCUUUAAGUUGCUCAGAAUGUGGACAUACUUGCGUCACUAAAAGCGAUCUGAAGAAACAUAUACUAUACAAGCAUUCCACUGUGAAACCUUUCAAGUGCUCGGAUUGUAAAUAUUCUUUCGUCACUAACAGCGACUUGAAAAGGCAUGUAUUAUCCAAGCAUACAACUGGGACACCUCUACGCUGCACUGAGUGUGAAUAUGUUUGUGCCUCUGAAAGAAAUCUGAAAUGGCAUGUCUUGUCCCAUCAUUCAUCAGAGAAGCGUCUCNAUCAU